CUAUUGCAAUUAAACCGAACAAACCUUCGACUCAUCUCUUGAAAAUGGCGGCCGUGUUGGACGAAGUCGGCAAAUCCGCAGAAAAACUUGUAGACGAGGAGAAAGUCGAGCUCGUUGACGAAGAAGACGAGACCGGGGCAGCAGAGGCCUCGAAGAAGAAAAAAAAGAAGAAGAAGAAGAAGAAGGCCGGUGCUGGGGAAGCCAGUGCGGAUGUACCAGAGGGAGAAGAAGACAAGGUCAAAGAUGAUGAAGCAGUUGCCGAAGAGGUGAACGGGAAUUGCGAAAUUGAAGAGGUUAAAAAGAAGAAGAAGAAGCGCAAGCCCAGAGGCAAAGGUGGCAUGAAGCAGCAAACUGAUCCACCAACCGUUCCUGUGUCAGAAUUAUUUCCAGAUGGUAACUUCCCUGUAGGACAAUUAAUGGACUACCCGACUACUAGAGUAGAUGACAGAACAGCUAAGAAUCGUUUUACGAGCGAAGAGGCUCGAGCUCUCGACAAAAUGCAUAAUGAUAUCUACAAUGAAGCCAGACAAGCGGCUGAGGCACACAGACAAACCAGAAAGCAUAUCAUGAAAUGGGUGAAGUCGGGAAUGACUAUGAUAGAGAUAUGCAACGAGCUUGAAGAGACUGCCAGGAAAUUGAUUGGAGAAGAUGGUCUGAAAGCUGGAUUAGCGUUUCCGACCGGCUGCUCUCGAAAUCAUUGCGCGGCUCACUACACUCCAAACGCUGGCGACCCAACUGUCUUGCAAUAUGAUGAUGUGACAAAGAUCGACUUUGGCACACACAUCAACGGUCGCAUCAUCGACUGUGCGUUCACAUUGACGUUCAAUCCGAAGUACGACAAGUUGAUCGAGGCGGUGCGCGACGCCACGAACACUGGCAUCAAGGCUGCCGGAGUCGAUGUGCAGCUAUGUGACGUCGGUGCAGCGAUCCAAGAGGUCAUGGAAUCUUACGAGGUGGAGCUGGAUGGCAGGACGUACAAGAUAAAAUCUAUUAGAAACUUGAACGGCCAUUCUAUCGCUCCAUAUCGCAUACACGCUGGGAAAACGGUGCCAAUCGUUAGAGGCGGCGAAGCGACCAGAAUGGAGGAGAACGAGUUCUACGCGAUUGAAACCUUCGGGUCUACUGGUAAAGGAGUGGUACACGAUGAUAUGGAAUGCUCGCAUUACAUGAAGAGUUUCGACGCCGGUUUCGUGCCAUUGAGAUUGCAGAGCAGCAAGUCUCUCCUCAAUACCAUCAACAAACAUUUUGGUACCUUGGCUUUCUGUAAACGUUGGCUGGACCGUGUCGGUUGCACCAAGUAUCAGAUGGCGUUGAAAGAUCUUUGCGAGAAAGGCGCUGUAGAAGCUUAUCCACCCCUGGUGGACAUUAAGGGCUGCUAUACCGCUCAGUUCGAGCAUACCCUCGUCUUACGUCCCACGUGUAAAGAAGUUAUCUCCCGUGGAGACGAUUACUAAAUGAUCGUUUUGCAUUAUUAUCGGAAUGUGAAGGAUAUAUUUUUCAGCCCGUUCUCGAUGGUAACAUCAUUGUCGAAGUUAACAUUAUCGUUAUCCGUUCGUUCACGAUCGUUGUCUAAUCGAUGAGCGCACGGUUGCCCGCAACGCGUAAUGACUGUGUGUGUGUGUGUGUGUGUGUAUGCGUGUGUGCAGAGAGAAAAAGAGAAUAAUUCGCCAUACUUCAGCGAUGUCUAUAUGUGUCUUAAACACACUGUAUGAUUUCGCUUUCUCGACACAAUAUCACGUGAGCUGUAGAGAGACGUAGUCGAAUUCUGUACACUAUUUGGAAUUCAAGACCGAGCUGUCAUGCAUUCCGUAUUGAUCCAAGAACGUGGAAUUCGGUAUUAGCUCAUGAAAAUAGGCUGACUGUAAGAAGCGAAGUCUACCUCGACCAAUCUGAUAUUGGAGUUCUGAUAUUUUUAUUAGUUAACAAAUAUCACUGUGCGACGCAGGAUCUACGAAGAAAGAAACUAUGUUCUGUGCAUUUCACAUUCUCUGUUCACAUUUGUACGAACACGUAAUUUAAGAGAAAAGAAAGUCUCGGCAGUUUAUAUUUAUCGUUGCGUUCGCCAUAGCCUUUUUUCAUGCGUUUCGUGAGGAGUUUCUUACAGGUUCUAACGGAAAUAACGGGGAAUAACACGUAAAAAUCGCUGUUGAAUAAAAUAUAUUUAGAAUUCAGGUUGUAUAAUCAAUUCGCGACGAUCUUGGGCUAAUCCGAGUGAUCGUGCUUUUAAAUCCAUGUUAAAACGAGUGAAAAAAAAACUAACACGCAACGAACUGUACAGAAAAAAAGAAAAGCGGAAAAAAUCUCCCAUUCUGUGUAGCUUCUCUGCUGUAUUUGGUGUAUUUGCGUGCGAUUGCGGGUGUCUCCUUACGUGUUGCGGCGCGAUUCGAAUGUUCUAAUAAGACUCUCGUGAAUUGGUUGGAAAUUAAAGGUAUGACAAAUCGAA
Harpegnathos saltator (Jerdon's jumping ant) is the source of this 2443-nucleotide messenger RNA. It is a transcript of the gene und, whose product is annotated as methionyl aminopeptidase und. Gene Ontology annotation, cellular component: cytoplasm. The record is from RefSeq and is a predicted model, not a curated record. Gene Ontology annotation, molecular function: metalloaminopeptidase activity. The coding region runs from base 45 to 1454 and encodes 469 amino acids. Gene Ontology annotation, biological process: proteolysis. The transcript has 6 exons. NCBI's taxonomy places the organism in Eukaryota, Metazoa, Arthropoda, Insecta, Hymenoptera, Formicidae.